GGGAGGCAGGCAGGGCCAAGAUGGCGGCGCCCUGUGGGCUAGAGGAUCCCCGAGUGGUAAACAGCUGAGUUAGAGAGAAGGAGGAUGGUCAUGAAAGGUGCCAGAUUGACAGCACUGGAAACUGGACUCCUACUUGUCCACAGAACAGAAGAGCAGGCAUAACACUGUAUUGCUGUUCCCAAUGCUGGGAGCAAAGAGUAAAGAAAGAUGCAACAACAGCAGUUCGGACUUCAUCCUGUUGCUGUAGACCCAUGCACUCUCUCAUUACCUUUGUAUUUGAGAAUGAGACAGGAUUAAAUGUUUAAGAUACAGUCAUUUUCCUGAUGAAUGUUGGAGGAUUUGGAUCAAAAUGAAGAUGACUUUGGUCUCCUUGUUCCAGCUGUGGUCUUCUCCUUGCUGUUGGUUUGGCUCUUGACUUCAAGAUAACAGAGCAAGGCUGGUAGGGGUAUCAAUGAGGAACCUGAAGAAGUUUUAACUUGCAUAUUCACAUAACACGUGUAUAAGCCUGUAGUAGUAAACAGAAUGGCCCAGCAAGCAAAUAUUGGUGAGCUCUUCUCUAUGUUGGAUUCUUCAGUUCUGCUUGUCCAGGAAGAUAUAACAGCUGUCUUCAAAGAUAACCUCAACUCUGAUCGUGGACCGAUGCUUGUGAAUAUGCUAGUAGAUUACUACUUGGAAAACAAUUCUCAGCAGGCAUUGCAGAUCCUGUCCACGCUGCAAGAACCUCAUGACAAGCACCUAUUGGACAAAAUUAAUGAAUAUAUGGGCAAAGCUGCUACCCGUUUACAUACUCUCUCACUGUUGGGUCAUGUGAUAAGACGACAGCCAUCUUGGAAACAUAAACUUUCUCAAGCACCUCUCCUGCUUUCUUUACUGAAGUGUCUUAAGACUGACACAGAUGUAGUGGUACUCACUACUGGUGUUCUAGUGUUAAUAACCAUGCUGCCAAUGAUUCCACAAUCUGGCAAAAUGUACCUUCAUGAUUUCUUUGGUAUAUUUGGCCGUCUCUCAUCCUGGUGCUUGAAGAAUCCAGGUCAUGUGGCAGAGAUCUAUCUCGUCCAUCUCCAUGCCAGUGUUUAUGCUCUCUUUCACCGCCUUUAUGGAAUGUAUCCUUGCAACUUUGUCUCCUUUCUGCGCUCUCACUACAGUAUGAAGGAAAACUUGGAGACUUUUGAAGAGGUGGUCAAGCCAAUGAUGGAACAUGUACGAAUUCAUCCAGAAUUAGUGACUGGAUCCAAGGACCAUGAACUGGACCCACGAAGGUGGAAAAGACUAGAAACUCAUGAUGUUGUGAUAGAAUGUGCCAAAAUCUCCCUGGACCCAAAAGAAGCCUCAUAUGAAGACAGCUAUUACUCGGUGUCUCAGCCAGUCAGCAUAUGCUUGCAGCGUCGUCAAAUUGACCCCAAUGCCAGUCCUUAUAUUGAGACACACAUCAGCUACGGGACUUCCACUUCCACCCCUUAUUCCACUCCUAGGCUAACUCUAUCACAAAUGCAAGGGCAACUACCUCAGAUUCUGAGCCCACAGUCUACGCGGCUGUCAACUGAGCCACAGCAGGUUACCAUCUGGAGCCCCUCUGCAGUUUGUGGUAUGACCACUCCACCAACCUCUCCAGGAAUUGUCUCGUCGGAGUCCUCACAAACUUCAUCACAGCCUUAUAGCAAAUAUUUUAGCACACCUGGUGGAAAAGGAACCCCUCUAGGAACACCUGCCACCUCCCCUCCUCCACCCUGCAUUUCAGAUGACUUUGUGCAUGUUUCACUCCCUUCAGCUGCUGCCACACCUCCCAAGAAGGAGGACAAACUGGAUCCUGGGAGGCCUUUGCUGUCCCGACAGCAAAAUGUCAUAAACAGCGAGAAAGCGUUGGAAGUGCCUGGCAGUAAAAGUUCUGUAAAUUUAAGUGAUCUUCCAGAAUUUUUAGGUUGCCUGGCCUCUGAUGAAGAUAGUGUUGAGAAGGACAGAGAAGAAGAUGCAAUAUCAAAAGAGAUCUCUGAGAUCACUACAGCAGAUGCUGAGCCCGUGGUGCCUAGAGGAGGAUUUGACUCUCCUUUUUACCGCACAAGUGAGAGUUUAGCAGCCUCUCAAAAGAAGCCCCUUUCAGUAGCCUCCAGUGUUCAAGGACACAGUCUGAGCUCUGAACCGUUAGCCUCGUCUCUGGACAAAUCUGGGCCUGAGGGUGCACGAGACACACCUAAACAAGCAUUUACUCCCAUUGACAGGCCCUGUGGAGCCUCUGAUGAAAGCCCUGCUGGUAACAGGGUAGGCCAAUCCUCUAUGGAGACCAGUAUCCUCACUCCCAGCCCUUGCAAAGUACCAGCACGGAGAAGAAUGGGGUUUGGGAGCGGGCAGCCUCCCUCAUAUGAGCAUCUUUUUGAGGUUGCAUUACCAAAGACCGCCUACCUCUUUGUGAGCAAGAAGACUGAGGAGCUGCUAAAGAAAGUCAAGGGAAACCAGGAUGAAGACUGCACAUCCUCCACCUCUCCAAUGGAAGUACUGGAUAGACUGAUACAGCAAGGAGCAGAUGCACAUACCAAGGAGCUCAACAAAUUGCCUCUGCCAAGCAAAUCUGCUGACUGGACUCACUUUGGAGGUUCUCCCCCUUCAGAUGAGAUUCACACCCUGCGUAACCAGCUGCUUUUGCUACACAAUCAGUUAUUGUAUGAGCGCUUCAAAAGGCAACAACAUGCCCUUCGGAACCGGCGACUCCUGAGGAAAGUGAUCAAAGCAACAGCACUGGAGGAACAUAAUGCUGCCAUGAAAGAUCAGCUGAAACUACAGGAGAAAGAUAUCCAGUCCUUGAAGCUUAGUUUGCAGAAGGAGCAGGCCAGGUACCACCAGUUUCAGGAAGAACAUGAUAAUAUAGUGGCUCAGCUUCACAGCCAGAUCCGACAGCUGCAACAUGACAGGGAAGAAUUCUACAACCAGAGCCAGGAAUUGCAGACCAAGCUGAAGGACUGUAGGAAUAUGAUUGCAAAUUUGAGGUUAGAAUUAAAGAAAGCCAACAACAAGGUGUGUCACACAGAGUUGCUUCUCAGCCAAGUUUCUCAGAAGCUUUCCAACAGCGAGUCAGUCCAGCAGCAGAUGGAGUUCUUGAAUAGGCAACUUCUGGUUCUUGGGGAGGUCAAUGAGUUGUACUUGGAACAGCUGCAGCACAAGCAUGCAGACACGACAAAGGAAGUGGAAAUGAUGCAGGCUGCCUUUCGGAAAGAACUGGAGAAAGCAAAAUUCUGUGUUCAACAGCAAAGCCAGAGGCUUGAUGCCUUCCAGAAGCGGAUAGUUGAACUGGAGUCUCAGCUUUCUAAGAAAGAUCACCUGUUACUGGAGCAAAAGAAAUAUCUGGAGGAUGUCAAAAUCCAAGCAAGAGGCCAGCUGCAAGCGGUAGAGAGCAGAUACAAAGCCCAGAAAAGAAUUACACAGGCGUUUGAGCUGGAGAUUUUAGAUCUAUAUGGCCGAUGGGAGAAGGAUAGCCUAUCGAAAAAACUUGACGAUGAAAAAACGGAAGCAGCUGAAGCAGCAGAAGAAAGGAUGGAUUGUAGUAGUGAAGGUUUUGCAGACUCUGUGGCAGGAUACAGUGAAGAAGCAGUUGGUAGAAAUGGAGAGACCAAACCUCCGAGCACCCGGGGUAGUAGUAACAGUAAAGGCGGCAGCAGCAGUGAGCUAUCCACCCCAGAAAAAUCCCAGAACCAGAGGAUGGGUCAGUUCAGCAGUCGCUGGGAAGCAUCCAUGUUGCUGGAGCCUUCCACUAGUGUCCCACUAACUGUAGGCUCACUCCCCAGCUCCACAAGCUUUCUUGGAAUGAAGGUGCGUGAAUUAUUCCGCAACAAGAGCGAGAGCCAGUGUGAUGAGGAGAGUAUGACCAUCAACAGUCUUUCUGACACUCUAAAGAGUGAACUAUGUAAAGAUCCAAGCAUGGUGGAGGCAAAGGCUCCUUCAAGUCCCAUCAACCCCAGCCCCUCACCCAUGAACCAAGAUUGCAGUGUUGGACAGCUUCAUAUCAUGGACUACAAUGAAACUCACCAUGACCACAGUUAAAAAGGAAGAUAGUCAAUCAGUGUUAUUUUCAUAUUCUUGGCAUAGAACAGGAGGCGCGAAUGCAAGUUUAACUAAAAGCUUUUAUGUUUCAUUAGUCUGAGCAGCUAGCUCCUGCAGUGGAAACAGGAGUGAUGUCUUUUUACAUAAGAUGACUGCUGAAUGAAUGCAAAAUGGAUUUAGGGUCUGGAACGGUAAUGCCCAACCUAACUUUCUUUUGCUUCUCUCUCAAAUCCUGUCAUUAGCAGUGUGUACUAAUUUGAAGGGGCAACUUUUAGCAUUUAUAAGUAUUCCCCUCCCCCCCCCAGUGAGUGGUUGCAUCCUAUGAACUUGAGUGCAAUAUGAGGCCAAAUUAACCUUUGUGAAUCUACCUAUGAAUGCUUAGUGCUUUACUUAGCUGAAAUAUCUUAGCAAACUUACAAUUUAGAACAGUUAAUUCUGUUGCCCUUGCAGAUAACUUUGGUUAUGUUCUUCAUGAAAGAAGCAAAACCAGAGUUUCUAGUGCAUUCAUCUGAAGGUCUUUAUUUUGCCUGUUUGUUUCCUCCCAACUCUGGUCUUUGUUAAAUUGGACUAUAGUCAAGUGACUGAAUGCUUAAAGAACAACACACAUCUGCAAACUGAUGUUGCAUUCACCCGAAUUCAUAAUCAUUGUUUCUUUUGUCCUUAACAUUUCCUGGAAAAUUAUGUGUGAACAAAUGUCCUUCCUCAAGGAACUGCAAACUAUUUGCUGAGGUCUCGUUAAAACAGUCUUGCUUCUGAUUUUUUUUUCUUGGGUGGGUAAGGGGAAUGUUCAUUGUUUGUUUGAAAAACUGGUACUUGUCUGACCUUAAAUUGUUGCAUGAGUGGAGGUGGUGGUGAGAACUGAAUACUUAGUGCAAGGAGAUCCAGACAAGGACAGUAUGUAGAGAUUUUGUGUAAAGUGGCAGGUUCACCAAAGCUUCCAAGUGAGCAUUUUGAAGAAGAUUCUGCAAAUGUUUCUCUAAGCUGGGAGACAGUGGUGCUGCCUGGACUCUUUUUUCAUUGUGAUCUUUGUCCAGGUUGACCAAGACAGACUCAUUCGGGGUUGAAGAAUCUCAAACAUUCUUCUUCACAGGAAUAGUUUAUACGAUUCCAGGCUUGAAUCAAGAACCAUUGGAUAAACUCCCAAAGGAAGUCCUCCCUCCAAUGCUAUUGCUCUCUUGGAUACAGACAUCAUGGCAGUCCAAUUUGUGGCUACCUAGUUUUUCCUUUUCUCUCUCUAUCCUUCCCCUACACUCUCCCAAGCAACUGAGCUUGCUGUUAGGUCAGUGUAUGUAGCUCAAAAUAAUAUACUGGACCCAAUCCUGAAGCCUUCCCAUCUUUAUUAUUCCCAUUGAAGUCAAUGGGGAGCCUUGCAUGCUGAAGGACUUUGGGAUAGGGAUUUAUGUCAGUCAUCAAACUCUCUGGUUUCCUUCCUGUCAGAACAGAGAUCCAUUAUUAGGAAAGAGAGAAUAGUUCAUUUGUGCGUGACUCUGAUAUGUCUGGGUCCAGGAUCACUUAGUCUGUAAUAGGACCUUUUCAAGCUUCAGAGCCACGCUGCCCCAGUGUUCAUUUUGUUCCUACUUUUACAGAUGAUGUCCUUUUUUCCUUAAACAGUCUACAGGGAUGGUGGUAAGAAUCUUCCGAAAGGUAACUACACUUGUACUCUGUUUUUCUAGCUUGACCUAAUCUAAGUAGGGAUAGAACUGAUCAAAGCAGGCUGGCAUUCUGCUAACCUGAAAACUGAGCUGCUGUGAUUUCUUUCCCUCACCCCCACCCCGCCCCCCAUUGCCCAACCAGACAAUAUCUUCCCUUCCAUUCCACCUCUCCCUUAACACCUGUGGUCUGUAUACAUUUCUGCCUGUCAGCCAGUCCUGACUCCGAAAGUAAAGGUGAACUUUGGUGGUUUUUUCAAAGUUUGAACCUGUACAGAAUAGGAAAUAGUAUCACUUACAAGUGACAUUGACUGGUUUCAUUGACACGUCUAUAGGUUUUCUAAGAUUUGGUGGUAGUUGCAAUAGCAAAUGAGUAAAGACUCAAAGGCUUCAUAUACCACUCACCCAGAAGUGAAGUUUGCACAUUUCCCCUAACAGGGCUAGCUCAGCUAUUGGAUACAAUUCUGUGACGGGAAUCA
Chelonoidis abingdonii (Abingdon island giant tortoise) is the source of this 6157-nucleotide messenger RNA. RefSeq names its product TSC complex subunit 1 (gene TSC1). The record is from RefSeq and is a predicted model, not a curated record. Lineage: Eukaryota; Metazoa; Chordata; Testudines; Testudinidae. Gene Ontology annotation, cellular component: TSC1-TSC2 complex. Gene Ontology annotation, biological process: negative regulation of TOR signaling; regulation of cell cycle; negative regulation of cell population proliferation.